Molecule: messenger RNA, 1449 nt
Organism: Chlamydomonas reinhardtii
Lineage: Eukaryota; Viridiplantae; Chlorophyta; Chlorophyceae; Chlamydomonadales; Chlamydomonadaceae
Exons: 2
Coding region: 384-617 (77 amino acids)
Source: RefSeq, a predicted model, not a curated record
GCGUUCGUCAUGUUUGAAAAGCCCAGUCCGACCCCGCCAAUUGCGCCAGCUAGCGCCGGCCCAUUGUCCCGCAUUCACGUUACUGGGUCAGCACCGGGAAUCCUGUAUGCCACAGCUAUUACCACAGAACUUGCAGCACAAACGCAAACCCGAAGCCACUUGCCCGCUGCAGCUGACCUUGCGCGUCGUCCCGCAGUAGCACCACCGUCCGCCGGGCUCGGUUGCACAGCUCCCUCAAAGCGCCUCCCUGCUGCGUGUCACAUUACCACCCCCACUCAACAGUCCCGGCGUUUGCUGCUGCAACUGCCGCUGCUGCUCCUGCCACUGCUGCUCCUGCCGACACUGCUGCUACUGCCGCCGCUGCUGCUACAGCCACCCCAACCAUGGGCCUCAUCACCGGCACGCUGCUGGUGGUCGCGGCGGUGGUGACCAGCCCGCUGUGGAUCCCCUUCCUGGCUACUGCCGUAUUCGCACCGCACCUGCUUUUCUUCGUGCUGGGCGCGCUGGCGCUGCUGACGUCACCACUGUGGAUCCCGGCGCUCAUCGUGGGCCUGCCGCUGCUGCUGAUCACCAGCCCCAUCUGGGGCACACUACUGCUGCUGGCAAUCAUAUUCUAAUGCAGCACGGCAAGGCAACGGAGCGAGGACCUAGCGGCUAACGCGCGGGUCAGUUCGGGGUUGUGAGGGUGUUAGGGAGCUGACGCAAUAGGCGUGUUGGUCCGGUUGGUCAGUCCCGGGGGGGAUGGGGUGUUGAGAGAGCAUGGGAGUUGUGUGCAGUGUGCGGGAUGCAUGUUGACAGGCGUGGCUGAAGGCGCCGGAUGGCCGUGGAUUGUGGGCGUAGCUGGCGCGGGGCACAGGCAGCGCUGUGGUGCUUAGAUGCUGCUGGUAGGCGCAAUUGGAGUUGCACGCACGGGCUCAAACUAGCAGUCUGCGCCGCGCUGUUAUGCGUUGGUGCAUUCACCGGAUCCCAAGCCCAGACUCAGCCAAGUCCAGUUUCCUCAAACGGCACUACUGGUCGGCAGCAGGCUGGCUGUGGGCGUGGGCAGCGGGCCGGCCGGCAGUUGCAUGCGAGGAUGCCGUCACCUUGCAACCUCGCCACGGGAAGGGGCAGCUGUCAUCUGUGUCAGGGCUGUCAGUGUCAGUCCAGCAUGGGGUGAUGGGUCGACACACCGUCCCGUGAGCGCUUAGCUAGACAGAGGACCCGGGCAGCGGACCCCUCACACCCCUGGACCGGGCAGCGACCAACCAGGGCAUUUCAAGCUCGGGAUACCAUGGGACAGGGCAAGCGGCACGUUGGCGUAGCCCCAUCGUGUGCAGCGUGUUCCCAGAUCCCGACAGUCAACUUGCCGCGUCAAGGCAAGAUGGCGUGGCUGGUAUAUCGCCGGAGUUCCUGUACCGGGCACUUCAAGCAAGAGGUGCUGUUCAGCAGGGGUGCUGUUCAGUUACUUAG